This is a messenger RNA of Schizophyllum commune H4-8, 1557 nucleotides long. RefSeq lists its product as uncharacterized. The transcript has 4 exons. The coding region runs from base 111 to 1556 and encodes 481 amino acids. The record is from RefSeq and is a predicted model, not a curated record. NCBI's taxonomy places the organism in Eukaryota, Fungi, Basidiomycota, Agaricomycetes, Agaricales, Schizophyllaceae.
UUCGCGCAGAUGACUUGCGCUGGCGCUCUUAUAUAUAUGGCCUCCCGGGGUCCCUCGCUCUCCAACAUUCGUGUCGACGCUUCGCUCUCGCCCUCUUCUCAUCCGAUACGAUGUCCACAUCCGAAAACGUUGCAGUCGGGACACCCUCGCUUGACACUGCCGAUACGGUGACAAGCCUCUCCGACAGCGAGCACGCUCGCCCGGACGAUAGGAGCAACGAGGGCACGGGUUCUGACGAUGAGCCGGAGGACACUGCUGGCAAGAAAGCCACCUCUGUCGACGACGACGGCAAUUCCGCCGUAUCCACUGCUUCGGUCGACACCCUCGAUGACAAACUGCGCGCACUCCGGUCGUCCAUACAUUAUCGCAUCCCCUUCGUGCAUGACAAGCUUCCCAUCGAGCCUGGCCAGAAAAUCAAGCUGUACUAUGGCGACCCUGGAGACGCGCACUGCAUCGAUCUCGCGCAUCCGACCGCGGAGCAGCUUUGCCAUCUGGAGCGGGCGUGCGCGCCGGCGACCUUUGGUCGCAAUCAAGAGGAUGUCUUGGACGAGACGUACCGCAAGGCGGGUAAGAUGGACAACGCGGAUUUUUGCGUCAACUACACGCCCCCUGAGGGCGUGCUCGGCCUCGUGCGCGAGGAACUCUUCGAGAAAAGCGAGUGCCAACUUCGGUAUGAGCUGUACAAGCUGAACGUGUACGGCCAGGAUUCUUUUUUCAAGCCGCACAAGGACACGCCGAGGGGGUCCCAUUAUACGGGCACCCUCGUCAUGAUUUUCCCAGCGCCGCACGAGGGCGGUCAGCUUGUCUUCACCAGCGGGCAGAACGAGUGGACCGUCGACGCCGCCUCGGAGAUUUUCCAGGGCGGCACCCCUCACGUCGUCUACGUCGCCUUCUACGGCGACGUCACGCAUGAAGUGCGCAGGGUGACCUCGGGGCACCGCGUCACCCUUACAUGGAACAUCUUUGUAACCAUGCCGCUCAGGCCGGCCGCACUUCCAAAAGAGAUCCUGGACUACGACGCGGUGCUCAAGAAUGCGCUCGCCGAUCUCCUCGCCGACGAGCGGCUGCUGCCGAACGGCGGGUAUCUGGCCUUCGGUCUGCGAUACCAAUAUCCGGAUAAUUCCCUGUGCUGUUGGACGACGUCCGACCUGAAAGGUGGCGACGCGAUGAUCGGUCGUGCGUGCGAAGCGCUCGGCGUCGAGCCUAUGCUACGCCUGUUGUACGGAGGCUACAGCCACGAAGACAUCGCCAACUUUUUUGGCAAGCGCCACGAUGCGUACUUUCUCGCGUGCACCACUGUCGGUGAGAACUGCUUUGAGCAUGUGUCGAAUUUGGCAGAUGCCGUGGAAGAGGAAGAUGUCCUACGGGACGCUGGAACGGCGCCUCUCAGGAAUGGCUAUCACGAGGGUACGGAGACGGUCUGGGUGACCGGCUUUGAUAAAAAAGCAAGUCGGGUCGAGGAUCACUAUGUGGCGUACGGUAAUGAGCCAUCCGUGGACACCGCGUACGCCUCCUAUGCGCUGUUCAUCAAGGUGGAGAGGGAAGAUAAGGAUUGAC